AUGCCGAAUAAUUCACCCACUUUACCAAAUGCAAGUGAUGCUCCAGACCGUGUUCUGGUUCAAACUGACAAUUUCCAUAUACCGAGAGACUUCGGUCAAUACUCAACAAGGUAAAUUUUAGUCAACAAAUCAUGAAACUUGUAAACUGGACAUACUGUAGUUGGACAACACGUGGCUUUAUUACAGAAAAAACCAUUUGGGAUAUUUUUUAAAAAAAAUUCUCGAUUUUCUCAAUGUGCAAAACGUUUUUUUAUAGCUUUCGGGCCAGAAUUCAAUCGUCUCAAAUGGAAUUGAGAUUUAUCAACGAUCUUUUGAUAGAAUAUCCUGAUGCGAUUGUCCAGACUUUGGAUGAAAUGCAUAUAAUCAACUUCGUAAGUUUUUUUUGGAAAUUGGUAUGAAAUUUUCCAAGAGUCUAACGCGGAUACUGUAUUGUAAAAGAAUGUAACAGCAAAAUAAUAUUAAUUCAUAGAUUGUUAUUGUUCAGUAUUUUGCAAAAAGUAAGACUAAUACUCUUUUUUUUUUCAGAAACUUCAAUGGGAAGCUUCAAAAUUCGUGAAUGAGAACAAGGAUUUCACAACACUUCCUCAAGCUAACACCAUCAAGAUGGAUAACAUCAACAAGUGUAUCGACCAAGAUGCAAUUCUAGAAAACAUGAAGAAAAUUGCAACGAUUGUAAAAGUGGAAAAAUUCAAAGAUUCCACUUUUGCUCUAGUUGAACUUGACAGCCAAGCGGAUGUUUGGAAAAUUUUGGAUCACUUCAAUCAAAUAUUAUUUAUCUUUGCGGGUGAGUUUUCAAAUAUUUGUUUCAAGCCUCAAAAACAGAAAAUGUUUCAGUGAGAAUGUUUUGCCAACGACAGCAACAGUUCAUCAUUUCCCAGAAUUGAAUUGGCAUACGGAUGGAGGAACUGAUGCAAAGUGAGUAUUUUCUAUAAUCUAUAUAAAAUUUUUACAUCUUUCAGAUUUAAAAUCGUGUAUUGA
Messenger RNA from Caenorhabditis angaria, 978 nucleotides. NCBI's taxonomy places the organism in Eukaryota, Metazoa, Nematoda, Chromadorea, Rhabditida, Rhabditidae. The record is from the annotation of a GenBank genome assembly.